Molecule: messenger RNA, 3698 nt
Organism: Haplochromis burtoni (Burton's mouthbrooder)
Lineage: Eukaryota; Metazoa; Chordata; Actinopteri; Cichliformes; Cichlidae
Product: secretory carrier-associated membrane protein 1
Biological process (GO): protein transport
Cellular component (GO): trans-Golgi network membrane; recycling endosome membrane
Source: RefSeq, a predicted model, not a curated record
UAUGUCACGUGUGUUCCGCUGCUGGUGACCAAUCCCCCACCUGGACGGUCUGACGCUUGACUUCAGCCCUUGUCUUUUCUAUUACAAUUUGUUCGAAACAGUUGGUCUUUUGUAACUGUCUGCGCCGACUUUGGCUAUAAAUAUUAGCCUUAAGACACAUUUAGCGGAAUAAGUCGUCCUAUUUGGACAAUGUCAGAUUUCGACAGCAACCCCUUCGCGGACCCGGACUUCAGCAACCCGUUUCAGACACCUGCAAGUAUGGCCCCCAAGACUACAGGCCCUGCUGUCAGCACUCAGCCAGCCAUCAUGAAACCCACAGAGGAGCCCCCAGCCUACUCACAAGCUCAACCACAGGAGCAGUCGCAGGCAGCUGCUGAGCUGCUAAGGAGACAGGAAGAGCUGGAAAAUAAGGCUGCAGAGCUGGACCGCCGGGAGCGAGAGAUGCAGUCAAUCAACGUAUCUGGGGGCAGGAAAAACAACUGGCCUCCUCUCCCAGAGAGGUUUCCUGUGGCUCCAUGUUUCUACCACGAUAUUACUGUAGACAUUCCCGUAGAGUUUCAGAAGACAGUCAAAAUCAUGUACUACCUCUGGAUGUUGCACACUGGGACUCUGCUUGCAAACCUGAUCGCCUGCCUCUCCUGGUUUGCUGUGGAUGGAAACCGAGGUGUGGACUUUGGCUUGUCGAUCCUCUGGCUUCUGCUUUUCACGCCGUGUUCUUUUGUCUGUUGGUACAGACCGCUUUAUGCUGCAUUCAGGAUCGACAGCUCGUUCAGGUUCUUUAUUUUCUUCUUCAUUUACGUCUGUCAGAUUGGCAUCUAUGUCAUCCAGUCUAUUGGCAUCGCUGGCUGGGGAGCCAGCGGGUGGAUCUCAGCUUUGACUGGCCUGAAUAAAAGCAUCCCAGUGGGCAUUAUAAUGAUCCUCGUUGCUGCUCUCUUUACCGCUCUGGCUGUCCUGUCUCUCAUCAUGUUCAAAAAGGUCCAUGGGAUGUACCGUACCACCGGUGCCAGUUUUGAGAAGGCACAGCAGGAAUUUGCCACGGGCGUCAUGUCUAACAAAACAGUACAAACGGCCACUGCUAAUGCUGCUUCCAGGGCUGCACAAGGAGCCUUCAAGGAGCAAGUCUGAAGCAGAGAGCUCGCUCAUCUGACCCUCCUCUGUAUCCAGCUUCCACUUAUAACUGCCUUGUUUGAACAAGUUACAGCCCUCCUCCCCAUCUUUCUGACACUACUGAAGGGGUUUUUGUGGGGGUGCUACAGCUGAACAUCCACUCAUCUACAAUCUUUAGCCUCUCAACCUUCAAACAGGCUCUCUUGUCCCAGUCUACCUGCUCCUGCAACACCGUGCACUCUAGGAGUCCUUUAACUAGAGUGCUCAACUUUCUUGUCUCUGUGUGGAUUUCAGGGUUUGUGUGGAUGUAUGGCCAAUUAAAUGAAGGUUUGUGUGCCUUUUUUUUAAAUGUUGUUGCUGUCCUUGAGGCCUGCUCGUCUUCAGGCAGAUUCUAAUGUAGCUGAACCGACUGUUUGAAGUUACCUGGGCAUUUCUCACCAUGAACAGAUGCUUGCUUUCUGUGUGUUUAUCAACCUAAUCACCACUUUCUCUUUCUGAAUUUAUUUAUUUAUCUGGCAAAAAGAAGUUAUCUUUGAGUUAAAGCAGCAUUAUUUGAUCUGUUUCGGUGCUUUCUUCUUUCAUGAGUGCAUGGUUUAACACUGCUGACCCCCAAUGGAGUAACUUUAUACUGCUGAAGAUGAAUGCUGUGCAUUCCACUCCGCUGCUUUGCUUUCUACUCUCUUCGCUCAACUUAGAAUUGGGUAUGUAAAAAGUAUUUAGCCUGAAAUUCCUUAAAGUGAUAUCUCAUCUGAAAUCUUACCUACCCAAGUAUCAGCACUCACCGGUGGAGACUGGUGAAUAACAGAAGGAAGAUAUUUCUGUCAUUAAUGAAAUAUUACAAUUAGAAUGAAGCAAGAAAUAAAAUAAUAAUAAUUAACCCUUCAAUUUUAGGCAAACGGCAACUUCCGGGGCCGAAACACACCGAAGUGCCAAAAACGCUCCAAACGCGAGUCAGCCCCUAUAGAUUCCCAAUGUAAAAUCUCCAAGUGUAGCCAUUAGAUUAAUGUGUUUGUAGCUUUAAACAAGAAACGGGUUGAGCCGCGACAACUUUACUUGCUCGCUAACAUCAGCCACUCCACCCUUUCAUCCAAAUAUGGUCACUUUUGGCUCCAAAUCCAGCUUUGGCGCUGUGGAAGUGCUAACAAUCAAGUUUCAAAACUCAGAGUUCACAAAGCAGUGGGCAACAUCACAGUGGCUACGCCAUCGUUUAUAGUCUGCGUCGUUAGUACAGGGAUGGACAGAAGUAGAUUGUGAUCACAGAUUGAUGGCACUGUUUUGCCAUCUAAGCAGACAGCGGUUGUCAUUCUGCAAAAGCUACAAUCCACAAACAGUGUCUGAUAUUAGAGUAUCACUUUAAAGGUAAUUGUCAAGUAUUUAUUUGACUGAAAUCUUCUGCUUCUAUUGAUCUGCAUAUCUCAGCAAGUCGCAUUUUAAAUCUGGACUUGGGGUUCUUUCUCUGACGUUGGCAGUCGGUACAGAUACUUCUAACAGUGCCCUCAGGCCUUCCUGCUCAGUAGUCUAGAUGCUUAACUUGCUUUUUUUUAUUGCAUUAGCUGAGUCAGCUUGAUUUUCACCUUCAGCCUACCAUUUUGUGUCCUUUCCUAAAGAGAGCCACUACUCCAUACACACAGCUGCACGAUUUAUCAGCAAGGAAAGUGUAAUUCGUCUCUAGCUUCCCUUCAGUGCUGGAGAUUUACCUCAGCUUUACUCAGGAUGCUCUCCACUUGCAUGACGAGGUUAAAUAUUAUACAAGAUUGUACAAAAUUUGACAGGCCUCUGGUUUUAAGUAUGUCUUGUAAAUCAGUAUCAGUAUGUUGUAAUCACAAUAAAAGUGACUUAAAUUUGACAAAAGGGGCCAGUACGUUGAUGUUGUGUUGUGACACUUGUGUAUUCUUAAUUUUUUGGAAGUCACGCAAAACUACAACCACAUCUGUUCUUUUACUCUCUCGUUUUUGUGAUCAGAUUUAACAAUACAAUUCCACCUGCUAAAAUGUCUUUGAAUCUGUCUUUCUAUGUGUUAUUCAAACUGCAAAGCACUUUCCUUGAUUUUGCAUUUUGUGUGUGUGUGUGUGUGCGCGUGUGUGUGUGGGUGGGUGUGGACGGAGGGAGUUGGGUCUUUAAAUUUUAAUGUGUGUGCAGGACAGUCUGGCUGUGGGUUCCUUCUUGCCUUUUCUGUAUUUCUUUGUUUUUUUUUUUCUCCCUACACACUGGCUUAAUUUGGGCCAGUACACUUCCAGGUUUUGCUGUUAGUUUUAAUAUAAACAUGAAGCUGCAAUGCAAUGUGAACUGUGCGUUGUACUGUAGACCGACUGUGGCUUCAAGCUGUGCUUUAGAGUCAUGAAUUGUGGUAGAAAAACAAUGAAAAUUAAAAUGCUGAUCCACAUCUCUUAAAUUUUAUAUAUAUUAAUAUAUAUCAAUGUUUUUGAGAUGAAAUAUGAAGGGAUGUGUGUAUGUUUUGUGCAGUUUACAAAUGGUAGACUAUCUGCUCUAAAUGUUUGUGCAAUUUUAAGGUUUCACCUACAAUUGCAUGACCAGUAGUUUGAGUUUUGUAUAUUUAUUGUAUUAACGCUGAAUAAAAUUCUUCUUCUAUA